This is a messenger RNA of Amborella trichopoda, 1357 nucleotides long. Its product is annotated as ADP-ribosylation factor GTPase-activating protein AGD12. The record is from RefSeq and is a predicted model, not a curated record. Lineage: Eukaryota; Viridiplantae; Streptophyta; Magnoliopsida; Amborellales; Amborellaceae. Gene Ontology annotation, molecular function: phospholipid binding; GTPase activator activity.
UAUGUCAGUAUAAAGUAACCUAUAAAGUGCCCAUUUCACCAAGCCCUAUGUCAUUCCACAUUUUAUUUGGGAUCCUCCCUUGAUUCCUCGGAACUUCUAGUUCCAGGCUAGGUGGCAAUGGCUUGUUUUGGGUGAUUGCAUUUUAUGCCUGCAACAAUGAGUUCUCACGGAUAUGACUCUGGGAAAGCUUCCCCAGGUAAGUUGAGGAGAUUGAAGGAGCUAUUGCUUAAAGACGAUAAUCGCACGUGUGCUGAUUGUGGUGCUCCUGAACCCAAAUGGGCGUCAGCAAAUAUUGGUGUCUUCAUAUGCUUAAAAUGCUGUGGUGUGCACAGAAGCCUCGGUACACAUAUUUCAAAGGUCUUGUCUGUGUCCUUAGAUGAUUGGACUGAUGAUCAAAUUGACUCAAUGAUUGAAGUUGGUGGGAAUUCCUCUGCAAAUGCAAUUUAUGAAGCUUCUAUUCCUGCAGGCUUUUCAAAGCCUGGUCCUGAUUCAGGCUAUGAAGAACGCUCUCAUUUUAUAAGGUCUAAAUAUGAAUUGCAAGAAUUUUUGAAACCGAGCUUGAGAAUCAUAUCAUUUUCAGCACAAAGGAACUCUUCUGUUCAAUCUUAUGAUUCUAGGACAUCACAAAAGAUGGUAGGGAUGGUGGAAUUCAUUGGCUUGAUGAAAGUCAAAGUGAUAAAGGGUACAGAUUUAGCAAUUAGAGAUAUGCUCUCUAGCGAUCCUUAUGUUAUCCUUACAAUUGGACAGCAGAGGGUGAAGACUAAGGUGAUAAAGAGCAAUUUGAAUCCAGUUUGGGAUGAAGAACUAAUGCUUUCGGUUCCAGAAAGUUAUGGGGCCCUUAAACUGCAAGUCUUUGAUCAUGACACCUUCUCAGCUGAUGACAUUAUGGGCGAAGCUGAGAUCGACAUCCAGCCCUUGGUUACAGCUGCCAUGGCCCAUGAGGAUGUGGGGUUCGUAGAAGAUAUGCAGAUUGGGAAGUGGCUGGCUUCAAGUGACAAUGCACUCCUUAAAGAUAGCAUCAUCAGAAUUGUGGAUGGUAGUGUGAAGCAAGAAGUCUCUCUCAAGCUUCAGAAUGUUGAAUCCGGAGAAAUUGAACUCGAACUUGAGUGGAUGCCUCUUGAUCAAUGAGGAGUCAAGUCAAAUCUAGAGAUGAAUACUCCGUCGAAAACAUCUGUUAUUGGUCUUGGUUUGAUUUCUUGCAACCUCGCAGGUUCUUGAUUGUUGUACUAAAAACAUUGCUUAUUUAUGAUUGAUGAAAAUGCUUGUAUAUCUCAAUGGUUUUUUCUCUAAUAUAUGACUUCACAAACUUAACUACCGAAAAAAGGCGCCACAAACUUAAGUUUGGCCUUGGAUCUAA